Messenger RNA from Effrenium voratum, 375 nucleotides. NCBI's taxonomy places the organism in Eukaryota, Dinophyceae, Suessiales, Symbiodiniaceae. The record is from the annotation of a GenBank genome assembly.
AUGAAGCGGCCUGCGAAGCGACUCCGAACGUUCUCGGUGCAUGAGUCAGCUGCGCAGCAGAUGGUGGACACCAUGGGAGGUACCAUCUUGAUGGGCUGUGCGCCGAGGGGCAUGGACGGCUUCAUGGAGAUCGGGUACAACUCGCGCUUCGACCCAGACCCGGAGGCGGCACCCGUGCGGCCAGACGAGGUGAUGGUCCGAUUUGGGCCUGAUGAUGCAGUUGUCCUGACCGGCGGGGCUGAAGAAGCUGAGCCUGGUCAAGGUGAGCCUGCUGAAGCAGCUGAAGCUGAGCCUCCUCAAGGCGAGCCUGCUGCAGAGCCUGCUCAAGGUGAACCUGCAGAAGCUGAGCCUGCAGAGGACAAGAAGGCCAGCUGA